Messenger RNA from Onychostoma macrolepis, 3489 nucleotides. RefSeq names its product caspase recruitment domain-containing protein 11. The transcript is spliced from 24 exons. Gene Ontology annotation, molecular function: protein binding. Gene Ontology annotation, biological process: regulation of apoptotic process. Bases 325 to 3294 code for a protein of 989 amino acids. The record is from RefSeq and is a predicted model, not a curated record. Lineage: Eukaryota; Metazoa; Chordata; Actinopteri; Cypriniformes; Cyprinidae.
UGCGUGACUCAGGUAUAUUGUGUUUUCCCCCGAACACUGACUGAGCGUUAUUUUUUCUAAAAUAAUUAGGCCUACGUUAAAUCGAUUCAUGAAGUUUAAAUUUAAAUAGUGUGGGUGUCAAGGGAGAAAGAGAGACGGAUGUAAACGAUUAUGUCAAUGUAGCUUUGACUCCUGAGAUAGAGAGAGAGAGAGAGAGAGAGAGAGAGAGAGAGAGUGAAUCGCCGCUCAUAUCAAACUUCGCCUCGCAUCUGGUUUGUGUCUGACUCUGUCUGAAGUGUGCUGUUGUUUUCAUUUCUCUCAUCUCAUUCGUUCAUCAGCUGAAUCAUGAGCGGUGAAUGGCCGCUGGGAGACGAGAGUUCGCUCAUGUCUCCGUCAGAGGAGGAGAAGUACGAGGAGCUGUGGGAGCGAGUGGAAGGAGUGCGACACAAAUUGACCCGCAUUUUAAACCCGGCAAAGCUGACGCCGUAUCUGAGGCAAUGCAAAGUGAUCGACGAGCAGGACGAGGACGAGGUGCUGAACUCCAGUCAGUAUCCACUGAGAAUCAGCAGAGCCGGGCGUUUAUUGGACAUCCUGAGGGGGCGUGGCGAGCGUGGUCUCCAGGCCUUCAUGGAGUCACUGGAGUUUUACCAUCCGGAGCAGUUCACGCAGCUGACCGGACGACAGCCGACACAGCGCUGCUCCAUCAUGCUGGAUGAGGAGGGUCCUGAGGGUCUGACUCAGUUUCUGCUGCUGGAGGUUCGUAAGCUGCGAGAGCAGUUGCACUGCAGCCGUGUGUGUGAGCGGCGUCUGUCUCAGCGCUGUCGCGUGGCCGAGGACGAGCGCAGCCGAGCUGAACGCAAAGCGCAGGAGCUGCGACAGGACCGCAUACAACUGGAGAGGUUGAGGCAGGACUGGGAGUCUGGCAGUCGUGAGUUGGGUUUGUUGAAGGAGAGACAUCUGGAACAGGCUGUAAAAUACUCGCGAGCGUUAGAGGAACAGCGCAGAGCUACUGCAUGCGAGAGAGAACUUCUCACAGAGGUGGAGCAGCUCAGGAAGAGAUUACAGGAGAUGGAGAAACGAGUUCACGGUGGCUCUGCCCCCUCGCUGACUCAUCACACGAGCAGUGCCCCCGCAGGACCGGAGGAGACACCACCGCUCGCCGUGAGAAACAGAGAGCUUAACUCUGGAAAUCAGGCUCUGUUGGACAUCCUGAAGCAGGACCGGCGGGAGGCGGUGGAGCAGCGGCAGGAACUGAGCAGCACCAUCGCCCGACUGCAGGGGGAGCUGGAGAGCUCUGAGACUCAGAGAGAGAAAUUGGCAUCUCAGUGUGAGCAGCUACAGCUGCGUCUCAGGACUCUGCAGCUGGACUGGGAGACGGAGCAGAGCAGGAGUGUGUCUUACUUCAACCAGAUCAUGGAGGUGGAGAGAGAGAGAGACCAGGCACUGCGCAGUCGCGACAGUCUGCAGCUGGAGUUCACCGACUGCCUCCUGGACAAGAACCGUCUGCGCAAACGUAUUGCGGAGCUGCAGAGCAGCCUGGAGCAGCUGCAGAGAGAGACAGAGAGAAACCGAGAGCGGAGAGAGCAGAGCAACACCUGCAUGCACUGCUCUCACCUGUCAUUGUUCAGUGAGGAUCAGUGUUUUGGCCCGUGUUGUUCCGUUGAUUUGAGUCCCAGUCCACUCACACUCAGAGCUCAGCUGAAGUCAACCUCUCAAGCUCAGAUCUGUGAACAGUCUGAAGACUCCUGCUAUUCUAAUUCAGAGGAGAAUCUGUUCAUGCCGGAGUGUAAUGCUGAGAAGGAUAUCAACAGACUCUCCACAUUUCCCUUUCCUCCCUGUAUGAACUCCAUCAACCGCAGAGCAAACAUUGAGUUUGAUUUGAACUCUAGGGGGAGCGACGAGAACGAACCGCUUACAGAGGACUCAGACUCGUUUCUGUUGAGUUCGUGGAGCUCUCUGCCAUCUCAGCUCUUUCCUCCUGACGUGAUUAACGUGACUCCGACUCUCCCGAUCAAACCUUCAUCAUCCUCCCAGCGAUUGUCUCUGGCACUCCCCUCCUCGUCCAAAAGAGUCAGUCUGGCGGACGACAUCACUAUCAUUGGAGGAAACCGGACAGGUGUGUUUGUGCAGACGGUCAGGGCGGGUUCACCUGCGCAGAUCUGCGGCCUAAGAGAGGGCAGUGAACUACUGGAGUUGGAUCAGGUGUUGUUCGGCGAGGGUCGUGUUCGUCUCAGUCAGUGUACGGCUGAAGUGGCUCAUUUCUCACUGCAGUGGUGGACCGAACCGAACGCGCUCAAACACACACACAAUCCCGACGGUUAUUCUCGUUUACUCGCUGAACUCUCGUCUCCGUCUUUCACCGGCGCUGACUCGUUCUACGUGCGCGUGAACCUUGACCUCUGUCACCAUGGCGACCCGCCGUGUCUCAGGGUUUGCUGUGACGACGUGCUGCACGUCACAGACACGCGUUACAAUGGUAAAUAUCAGUGGCGCUGCAUUCGCAUGGACAAACACACGGGGGCGCCGCUGCAGGCCGGAGCCGUGCCCAACUACAACAGGGCUCAGCAGCUGCUGUUGGUGAGACUUCGUACGAUGGCGCUGGAACAGAAUCAGUGCAGGAGGAAGUUCUGUAAGAAAACCUCUGAGCGCGUUCGGCUCAUUAAAGCGGUCGCGGCGAACUAUCGCGAGAUUGGCUCAUCUAGUCCGGUGCUCUACACACUCAGUAACCGGCAUGAGGAGCAGCUGAUCCCGUUCAGUCUGGUUCAGAUGGUUGGGGUCUUCAGCAAACGGCCGGUGGUUUUCUCCCCGUCUAUUCUGUCCCGCGGGAUUAUCGAGCGGCUGCUGCAGCCGGCAGAAUCCGGUCUGGACUUCAACACCUGCCAUCCAGAGCCAGUGGAAAGUUGUGUGCGUCAGGAUAAGAGUGUGUUCCUCAUAGACUCCACAGAUCAACCACUGGGAAUCAAACUACAGAGUAUCCAAGAGGUUAUUAACCAGGACAAGCACUGUCUGCUUCAGCUGGGCUUGAAUCAUGUGGAGAAUCUCCUGAAGCAGAGCAUCUAUCCCAUCAUCAUCUACAUCAAACCCAAAAACAAGAAGGGACGCAAGUUCAGGAAGCUGUUAUCGGGCCACCGAGAGGAGGACCUGAUGGAAGCCUGUCAGAUGGAGGAGCUACAGCUGGAGACUCUUCCUGUGAUGUUCAGCACGGUGGAGCCAAACGCGUGGAGCAGCACGGAUGAGCUUCUGGCCGUCAUACGCAGCACAAUCCUGAGCCAGCAGAGCACCAUGGUGUGGCUGGAGCAGGAGCGACUCCAGUAGAGACGCAUCCUAAUGCGUUUCACACUUACUGUUGUUUAGGAUUGGUUAUGGGACAGAUGAUUAAUGACCAUACCUGUCAUAUAGUGGUUACAUCUCAUAUACUCCAUAAUGUGAAUCCACUGAUUUGAAUAAAAAGAAAAUUAAAAAACAUAUUUUAACAAACUGAUGCUGGAGAUUGGGGUUUCUACAGUUUUA